Molecule: messenger RNA, 5312 nt
Organism: Lymnaea stagnalis (great pond snail)
Lineage: Eukaryota; Metazoa; Mollusca; Gastropoda; Lymnaeidae
Source: the annotation of a GenBank genome assembly
UGUUUGUUCAUGGCGGACAUGUGAGAAGUGUUGACAUAAAUUCGCAUGUUGUAAACAAGGACUGUCAAAUCAAGCUCUGUUGCUACACAAUCAAGAUGGAAAUCGACAUUCAAGAUGAAAUUAACAGAGACGGCAUAGUUUUCUACUCUGUUUUAUAUUCAACCGUCACCGUUGCUUUUGCAAUGGCAGUUCUUUCGAAAUUCUUGACGAACGAAUUUAGAUUUGGAUUUCGUUCGUUUCUAACCCUUGUAAUUUUAUUUUUAGGCGAGCCACUUUGUCAAUUUUUAGUGAAAGGCCCGAGUGGUUUAGCCAUUUUCACCGUUGGGUGUUUAUUUAUUUACUCCAUAUUACCUGCAAAUCAUCUGCGGGCGGAGAAGAAAGCUGUUCUCAUAACUGGUAAUUAUUAUUUAAAAUUUGCAAAAUUAGAAAAGCCCCCCCAAUCAACACACAUUUUUUUUUUAAAGGUUACAUGCAGGCCCAGGUACCAUACAGUUACAGAAAAAUUAAUAACAAUAAAUUGGAGUAGCGGGGAAAGUUUUCAAUUGGCUUUUUCAAAAUAAAAUAAGCCAUGUCAUAGAGAUAUACUUUCUAUAUUUAAAAAUAUACAGUUAGAGUAUAACUUAUACAGUACAGUAUACCUCAAAAUUUGAUUCAGAUGAAAAUGAAAGAUCAACAUCUGCUCUUUUUGGUGGUAUUGAAAUUGUGGUGGUAAAACUUAAAAUAAGUUUACGCUCUUGAAAUCGUUCUCUUAUUCUUUAAAAAAAAUAUUGAGCACCCGUUGAGUACCACUUCUCACUCUAUAAUUAUAAUAAUAUUUUACUUUACCAACUUAACAAAAUAUAGCAACAUAUCCUCAAUCCUGUCUGUGUAUAAUAAAUAAGAAAGAUUAUAUAAUUGCCAAGGUUUAAUGAUUGGUCAAUGUGAAUUUAUUUUUUUAUUGUUCUUUUUUAUACUAGCAUUUCAUUCUCAAGUCUUAAAAGUUAAAGAUUCAUCUAAAACAUUAUCACUAUCACAUUUUAAAUUUAAGUUAAAAAAUAUAUUUUGACUUAUUAGCCAGAUGACAUUGUUGUGAUUAUGUGCAUACUGGGAGAAAAGCUUUUAAAAAGGAUUCUUCUUUGAAAAAAAUAAUUUCAUGGUAAUGUUAGCCAUUUAUUCAGACAUUUUUGUUUUUAAACAUUGCAUUUUUACAAUAUUUUCCUUAUCCAAACAAAAAUUUUUUAAAAGGAUUUCUUGAGAUUUUGAAGCAUAUUAAUGUUUAUAAAGAUUAAAUCAAUUUUUUGGGAUUUAAAUUAAAUUUUUAAAAUUUAAAUCCAAUUUGUUCCUUGAACUUAAUUUUUUUCUUCUUCUUUUAAAGGACCGCUGUAGAUUUUUUAAGUACCGUAUAUUGAUAGUUAUAAAGAUUGAACAUGAUUUAGUUAAUGGUAUUUAAAUUAAUUUUUAAAAUAAAAUUGGAUUUUGUAUUUAAAUGGGAUUUUAAAAAGUUAAAGAUAAAACCUAAUUUUUUUUUUUAAAAAGGGAAUUUCUUUAGAUUUGAAGUAUAGGCUAUUAAUUUUUAUUAUUCGUACACAUUAUGUAGUUAAUACUAUUUAAAUCAAUUUUGUUGGAUUAAAAGUGGAUUUUAACAUACCGAUUUAAAUUUAAGUAAAUUAUCAGAAAAAUAAAUAAAAUAUUUACCGCAAGUCCUUCUGAAUGGAUUUUAUUCAUGUUUCCAAACUAAAAUUUGUCUUUAUAUUAAAAUGAUUAUGAAAUGUAAAAUAAUUAACUAAAAAACGUUUUAAAAACUUAUAAUCAAUACUCUUAAUAUUAUAGUCUAUCUAAGCUACAUAAAUAAGUAUUUCAAUUCAGUUUCACACUUUCAAUUGCUCAAUUUUAACAAAUUGUCAUUCAUCAAAGUCAUUCAAUUCCAGCAAAACUUUGAACAGAAAAAUCAUAAUUAUACAUUAAUAAAUAAUAUAUUUUGUUACUAUUAAAUACAUUUUAAAUAAUACAUUACAACUACCAGAAGUUUUAGUUUAACAUGUGCCUUUUAAAUAUAAAUAGAUUAGAUAAAUAUAAUUCAAAUAAAUUUUUAAAUUUAAAUCAUGAUUUUUAUUUAUCAGAUUUUAAUCAUGAUAAAUCAUCUCAAUCCUACUGACUAGUGUUUUUUUUUAAAAUCAGCAUUGUUGAUUUACCAGUUGUAAAAAUCUAUAACGUCCCGUGGCUAUUCCUUUGCAUUCUACUCCAAUUUACUGUAAACUUUAACUGCUUUUUAAAAGCAGCAUCACAGUGCUUCAGUCAAUAAUUCAGUUUAAAUAAGCCAUAAAAUGUACAUCUUUCACUUUCAGGUUGUGAUAGUGGUUUUGGUCAUGCUUUGGCACUAAAGUUGGAUAGCAUAGGUAUGCUGGUGUUUGCUGGUUGCUUGGAAGAUCAAGGCCCUGGAGCGAUUGAGCUGAGAAACAAGUGUUCUAACAGGUUUCCUUUUUUCUGGACUUAACUCAUAUGAGACUGUGUAAACCUUUGCAUUGUAUUUUUACCAUUUUCAGUAAAUGAUACUCAAUGAUAGUGAAAGGAAAAUAUAGUAAAGGACAUACUGUUACAUUGACCCAUACUUUUAAGCUGCCUUGCUUAUCUGUGGACUAUUGAGGCUUAUUUUUUGCUGACAUUUCAGGCUUCACAUUCUGAAACUUGAUGUCACAAAUUCUAAAGACAUUGAGGCAGCUUCAUGUUACAUCAAAACAAAAUUGGGAGAGGAAGGUUUGUAUCCAUGGCUAAUUAUGCAGCUAUCUCAGAUGGUUCUUUUAAGCUGGCUUUGUUUGAUAAGAUAAUGUUACUAAAUUUGAAUGAAAAAAAUAUAAAAUUUCUUCUUUUAUGGGUCGUACCACAAUAAUUAAUAAAGUAAAUUAUAGUUUUUGAAUUAUUUAGUAUUGUAAGAGUGGUAUUGAAAUCCCAAUUUUCUUGAAUAGUUUAUUUGCUUCAAUCUUGUUGUAAAUAGCUUUUCCAUUACUCCCAUACUCAUUCAAUUUAUUGCCCCAACUCAGUUUUUUGUUCUCUUAAAAAGUCCUGUAGCUAAAUUUAAAAUCUAACAAACUCUGUUAAAUAGUUUAAAAAAUAAAUAAAAAUUUAACCUAGAACUUUGCAUUUUCAUAUUAAAAACCACCUUUUGAUUUCACUAUAUAAGUUAUGUGUAUUUUGGCCCUUUUUAUUUUCGUAUAUUGCCCUAACUGUUCUUUUAUCGCCUUUCAGUAGAGUAGUUGCUAAAUAUUUAAUUAGGAUCUGUAAAUCAUGCAUUUAAAAUUAAUUAUUUUAGGCCUGUGGGGUUUGGUAAACAAUGCUGGUGUCUGGUGUUUUGCUGAGCUAGAAAUGACAUGUGACAAAAUGGUGCAAAAAAUAAUGGACGUGAACCUAUUUGGAGCAAUUAGAGUCACCAAGGCCUUCCUACCUCUGAUAAAACAAGCCCAUGGGAGGGUGAUAAAUGUUUCAAGUCUUCUGGGUAAGAGCUAGUAAAUGAAUCUGCCAGAUUUCCUUGUUAGCAAAUUACAUUUUGCGCUUAAAAUAGAAACCAAUUAACUUAUUUAAAAUUAGACCUCGAGCUUAAUCUCUUUUGAACAUAGUUAAAAUUCUUGCAGAUGGUUGUUGUGGUUUUUAAAAAUAUUUAAAAAUUAAAAGAAACAAAUGAUUUAUUCAAAUUUUAAUUAUUAAUCAAGGCUAUUUUCAUGAAUAUUAUUUAAAUGUUCAGUUUUCUUCUGCUCGUUUUUCACUGUAACAUUCUGCAAAAAAAAUAUGUCUUUACUAAAAUACACACAAUUAUUUGUGUCAAAAAUUCCUAAUCUUUAACAGUGGCUGAUGUUGCAUCUCUCUUUUUAAAGGUAGAGUAUCUAUUGAAGGCAAUGGUGCUUACAGUAUGUCCAAGCAUGCCCUAGUGGCCUAUACAAACACUCUGAGGCUAGAGAUGAAAAAAUGGGGUGUGGACGUCUCAGUUGUUGAGCCAACUGGUUAUUACACAGGUAAGCGUGAGUUUUGUAGCUAAGUUUAAAUUACCUGGGCUGAGCUUUGUAGAUCGAUUUUAAUCAUUGAUCACUUUAAAAAUAAAGUACUUUAAAAAAUCAAGUUUAUUUGUAUAGAUCUGUAUGGUAUAUUAAAAAAAACAAAUGUUUUUAAAGGAUCCUGAUAUUAAGUUAUAAGGAGUAAAUAUUUUGUAAACAUUGCCUGGGUCAAACCAAGUUUUUUGUAGAUGCUGUUGAUUUUAUACUAAAUAUGUCUGAAGUCAUAGUCAUUGGACAAUUUUUAAUUUUUUUGUGUACUUAAAAACCAACAGGUAACAUGCAGGAAUAUACCCUAAGGAAAAAAAAGGAAGAAGUAUGGGAUUCAUUAGAUGAGCAGACAAAACAGGUCAGUAGACUCAUUGUACCUGUCAUGUUUACAUUCUCUUAUAGCCGAAACUUGUGUCCACAACUAAUUUAUUUAUUUUUUUUUUUUAAAUCUAUCUCAUUACUGUAACCACCACUUCUACAUUGAGAUUUGAAGUUGUAAUUAAUGUUGAGGACUAUCAUUUGUCUAAUUUGAACUUCAUUUUAUGACAACCUCUCUUUAUCUUAAUUGUUAUGAAUCACUGAACAGAGAUUUAGCAUUGGCUUGUUCUAGAAUGGUCUAAAAAAAUUUUCAUUAAAAAUCAUAUGGGGAAAAAAACAAGUUUCCAGAUUAAUUUUUUUCUCUUACAUUAUAACAUUAUUGGCGUUAUUUUAUUUAUAACAAGAGAUUUCAGUUUCAUAUUUGUUGCCCAUUCUAAAUUUUGUAAUGUUUGAUUCAGACUUUCUAUGCAUUAUUCCAAACUAGGUGUAUGGCAAAGAGUAUCUGGAUGCCAUAUAUGCCCACAUAGAGGCUGCUGUCCAAAAGUAUCCUAAAGAUCUCACCCCUGUCAUUAGGUGCAUUCGCAGUGGCCUGCUGUCCAAAAGACCCAGAGAACGUUAUCCCUGUGGUACAGGGGCAGAGUUAAUUAUUUGCCUUUAUCCCAUAUUGCCAGUUUGGCUUGCAGAUUAUGUUUCAAACUGCAUCAGCAUGGUGCCCAGGCAGUUGCGUCCAAGUUCUUGUCCAGAAGUUAAAUAAAUCCAACAAAUGCUUGUGUGCUUGAGGAAAUCUACUACAACAAUUUCAAAUUAAAUUUUAAAAAAAAAUUGAUUUGGUCAUUAAAGAGAAUAGAAUGCAACCCCAUAUAGGCAGAUAAAAUUUUAUAUUUAACAACCCAACUCUAUGCUUGCUAACCAAUAAGCUACAAGGGUAAAAUUGUUGUAUAGAUUGUUUCGGAUAUAAAGUGAAUUAGGUUGAUAUUUUCAAAC